Molecule: messenger RNA, 300 nt
Organism: Trypanosoma grayi
Lineage: Eukaryota; Euglenozoa; Kinetoplastea; Trypanosomatida; Trypanosomatidae
Exons: 1
Coding region: 1-300 (99 amino acids)
Source: RefSeq, a predicted model, not a curated record
AUGACAGAUGCCCCCGUUGAUGCGCCACAGUUCGGCUGGUAUCGCCCCCGCUACCUGCCGCAGCGUGAGCCCCCGGUGGGCACCUUCCCGCCGCUCUCCAAAGUCGUCGUGAGCGAUGCGCUUGAUGGCAACGUGAGCGACGAGGAUGCGCUGAAGCGGCGGGCGGCAUUGGGCCUCGCGUGGGAGCGUCUCCGGCCCAUCGAAGACGUCUGGCACGGGGCGCCGAUGAGCGGCACGGUGCCGCCGGCGAAGGACUACGAGCGACUGCUACUCGACGCACCGUUGGGCGAUGCGCGUUAG